AAGACUAUCAAUUCACCUGUGAUUUAUAUGUAUUGUAUUUUGGGUGAGAGAGAGUCCUGUUGUUUAUGUAUUGCUUCUGGAGGUGCUAGAAAUAGCUCCUCAUCGGUCAGUAGCUCUGUCAAUCCCCGACAUGAACUGGUCACAUACGGUAUGUAUGAGCAGAAAUGAUACAAGCUGCGUCCUGAAUGAUGUGCUGUCUUAGGGCUGCUGCAUUUUAACGCUGAUGGAGGAGCAGAGACUAACCAUAUUAUUAUUACCGUACUCCUUUUGGAAUUUGACUGAAAUUGGACAAAUGAUUAAAAUACUCUUUUCGGAAGACAAUUAUUUUGAAAUGUAUGUUGAGAAACUGCGAUAUCAAUAUGAGUUGUCAGUUUCCUGUUGAUUCAACCUUUCCUGUAGUUCACCACAUUUAGUUUUCAAGGUUUUCCCCAAUCCACAAAUGACUAUCCCUUUCUUCCACCAAUGCUUGAAUGAUCAUCCAAAACUGUGUGAAAAAAUGUUGCACCAAUCUGAAAACUGUGCUCUAAGUUUGAGUUCCUGAUGCCCUUUUGUUAAAUCUCAACUGAAGUAUUUGACUAAGUAAGUAUUUGAACUGUUGCAUCGCAGCUUUAAAAUAAUGAGCUAUGACUGAGCUAAAAUAAAAAUAUAAAUGAAAACAGUUUAACAGGCUACCACUGGAGGGCGUGCAAAGAGUAAAAACGCUUUAUCCUCUGGACACCUGAUGUGAUGACCUCUUACCACAACCGUGACUCACCUGGUCCAAAAAUAAAUCCGGGGUUUAUCCACAACAGACCUUUACUGUCUUUCCACCCUCUCCAGCCAGCUGCUCAGAUUAAAACAUCCAAGAUUAAAAUAUUACAUGGAGGAAUUCUAGAGUCGCACAAGUGGAAGAGCGAGAAAGCAGGUGGAGUCAGUGUGGAUUUAAGAUCAGCCUUUGGGAUUAUGCCAGGCCAGGCGGGGUUAACAACAUAGCUGUGGGCUGGCCUGACUACUUCCUGGGCCUGUGACAAUCCAGUCUUUGCUAGUCCAAUAAGUGCUGCUCUGUGUUCAUGCUUGGGUGCCGAUAUUUCCUGUUGAUCAUGGAGCACCUGUGGGAGUGAACAAGAUGGAUGAUAUUCUGGAUUUAGAGACCACUCUGAUGAACAGAGACCGGUCAUGGACUAAUGCUGUAUGGGUCUAAAGCCUGGUGGUUUUAGCAUCAUCAGGAGAUUAAACUUCUGUUAGCUCUUGACCUUGGACUCUUCUGAGCAUUUGAUUGGAAACGAGCUGCGCUGGACGGACUGGACACUAAUCUGACUCCCCCACGACUUUCCGCUCUUGAGUUUUGGACACCACCUCCCAACAUUCUCCUCAUCCCCCCCGACUCACCGGGGGACAGCCCGCAGACCCCCAUGAUGAAAGAGGAGGGUGUGCUGAGUCGCCGCCGUUUUUCCACGUGCGGUGGCACGGCUUCUCUGCGAGCCCCACACCCGGAUGGACGCAAACUCAUCCGAAAUGCGUCUUUUGGGGGCUAUAACGACUUGUCACCCAUUUCCCUGCCAGGGUUUGAGAGAGGAAAAGAGGAUCUGCUGUCACUGCCUCUGAAAGAAGAUUCACAUUCCAUAUCGAAGAGCAAGUCUGAAACAAAGCUGUACAAUGGUUCAGACAAGGACGUAUCAGCGUCUGGGGGAAAGCUCACAAAGAAGGAGUCCCUCAAGGUACAGAAGAAGAACUACAGGGAAGAAAAGAAGAGGGCUACUAAGGAGCUGCUCAGCACCAUCACUGAUCCUUCUGUUAUUGUCAUGGCAGACUGGCUCAAGAUCCGGGGAACCCUGAAGAGCUGGACGAAGUUGUGGUGCGUGCUGAAACCCGGAGUACUCCUCAUCUAUAAAACUCACAAAAAUGGCCAAUGGGUUGGCACGGUGCUGCUCAACGCCUGUGAGCUGAUCGAGAGGCCGUCGAAGAAAGAUGGAUUCUGUUUCAAGCUCUUCCACCCGCUGGAGCAGUCCAUCUGGGCCGUCAAGGGUCCAAAAGGAGAAACAGUGGGGUCCAUCACUCAGCCGUUACCAAGCAGCCACCUCAUCUUCCGUGCAGCUUCAGAGUCCGAUGGCCGUUGCUGGAUGGAUGCACUGGAGUUGGCCCUGAAGUGCUCAAGUCUCCUCAAGAGGACCAUGAUCCGGGAAGGCAAGGACGAUGCCAGCACUGUGACUUCAGGAGGAGAACACUCGCUCAACUUCUACAGUCUCCUCCGAGCGCACAACAUCCACGGUUUCCAGUUCAACGACAGUGACCACUUGAAGGACCCAGAUUUGUACUCGGACAAGUCGGACAGGGAGUGCGAGCAGGAUCACGAAGAGUCCGAUCCUGAAGGAAUGGAGAAGAGUGAGGAGAGUGACAGCGACACGUCAGAACGCCAGGACGACUCCUAUAUCGACUUGGACCCCAACGAACACCUGAGGGAAACUUCUUACCUGGAGCAGUCACACGAGGAACUGGGAGAAGCCGGUGAGGCUGCUCAGACCGAGACGGUUUCUGAAGAGAAUAAAUCGUUGAUGUGGACUUUGCUGAAACAAGUGAGGCCCGGCAUGGAUCUGUCCAAAGUGGUACUGCCCACUUUCAUCCUGGAGCCAAGGUCCUUUUUGGACAAACUGUCUGACUACUACUACCAUGCAGACUUCCUGUCAGACUCCGCCGUGGAAGAAAAUGCUUAUGAUCGAAUGAAGAAGGUGGUGAAAUGGUACAUCUCGGGAUUUUACAAGAAACCAAAGGGUUUGAAGAAGCCCUACAAUCCUAUCAUUGGAGAGACGUACCGCUGCAUGUGGCUUCACGAAAAGACCAACAGCAAGACCUUCUACAUUGCAGAACAGGUUUCCCAUCACCCCCCUGUGUCAGCGUUUUACGUCAGCAACAGAAAGGAUGGAUUCUGCCUCAGCGGUAGCAUCCUGGCCAAGUCCAAGUUCUACGGAAACUCCCUGUCUGCCAUACUGGACGGAGAAGCUCGUCUCACUUUCCUGAACAGAGGAGAAGACUACGUCAUGAACAUGCCCUACGCUCACUGUAAAGGAAUCCUGUAUGGCACCAUGACCCUGGAGCUCGGUGGUCAGGUCACCAUUGCUUGUGAGAAGACUGGCUACAGUGCUCAGCUAGAGUUCAAACUCAAGCCAUUCCUGGGAAGCAGUGACAGCGUCAACCAGAUCUGUGGGAAGAUCAAGCUAGGGAAGGAAGUGUUGGCAACUCUGGAGGGACAUUGGGACAGUGAGAUCUUCAUUAACGACAAGAAAACCGGCAACAUGGAGACUUUCUGGAACCCGACGCCAGACCUGCGACAGAGCCGCCUGAUCCGCUAUACAGUCCCGCCAGAGGAGCAGGGGGAGUUUGAAUCAGAAAGACUGUGGCAGCAUGUGACCCGGGCCAUCAACAACAAGGACCAGACUGAAGCCACCAACGAGAAGUUCAUCCUGGAGGAGGUCCAGCGGAAAUCGGCACGCGAGAGGAAAGCCAAAUGUGAGGAGUGGAUCCCAGCGCUGUUCGAGCAGGACUCUGUGACGGGCGAGUGGCAUUACAGAUAUGCUGACACGAGGCCUUGGGAUCCUCUAAAUGACCUGAUCCAGUUUGAGAAAGACGGCUGCAUCCAGACCAAGGUCCGACACCGCACCCCCAUGGUACGUUCUGGCAGUCUUAUUAGUCUGAGUAACCAGGGGCCACGGCGGGACAAUUGCAAGUGCCAGGUGACGGUGCCAAAGAGGAAACACAAGAGCGACAAGCCCAAAAGUCCAGAGAGCGGCUGCUCCUCUCCGGAACCAGAUCGCCACGACUCUUCUGGAAGUGAACGACACAAGAGCAAGCACAACAGUCGACUGAGGAAGAAAGGAAGUGAGCUGAGCGAACUUCAAAGUGCCAUCGACUCGAUCAAGGAGACGCAGGAGGCCAUCAACAGGAGCAUCAGCGCGCUCCGGAGCGGAGCCAUCAGCCAUGUGCAGGGCAGUUCCUUCCUUCAGCAGCGAGACUUUGUUGUCAUCGUCUUCCUCGUCCUACUUCAGGUCUUCAUCAACUAUGUCUUCAAGUAGAGGCAUAGGACGAAGACUGGAGGACUGUCCAGAGGAGGACACUGUUUUUGAACCGCCCACUCCAGAAACACCUCAGAGAGCUUCAGUUCUCUAACCAGACCUGACCGGAUUCCUCUGACUCUAGUCACCUAGGUGACAAGCUACCCUUGAUUUUUAUAUUUUCUUUUUUCGGAAAAAAAAUGAACCACUCUAUUUACAUUUCACCCUCAAAAAGUGGGGCCCUUGAGAUGACAAGGACCCCUGGCUCAGGUGGGAACGAUUUGACAUUCAGAUUUUUUUUUAAAGCCAUUUAUUUAUUGUGGAUAGAAGUCCGCUCGGGUUCAAAAGUGCGGAGGAGGGAGAUUUUAACAACGUGGUCCAAUCUGUGUAUUUUAAAACAACAAUUCCUGUGGUGUAAUAUACAUAUAUAUAAAUAUAUUAUAAUACAAACUUUUAUACUAAAUUAAUGUUUCUGGUGUUUAGAUAGCAUGUACAGACAUGAGCUUGCUGAGAACUUUUAGUAUUAAAAGGUGGCGCAAAUGCACUGGAAGUGUUUUGAAAUCAUUCAAAUGAUGCUUGAAAUUGACUCACAACUUCAAUUAUGAGGUUGUUGUAAUUUCAGUGAGCACCGCCAAUGUUUUUGGAAGCUAAAACCGACUGUUAUUCUAGCGGUUCUAUGACGGUAGUCACCCAGCGACGACGGCUUCGUUCAUGUUGGUGUCGCGCAGAACUAGCUAUAAAUAAACUGUACAGCCAUGUCAUGUUUCGCUUGAACCAGUCCUCUUCCACUGUCUUUGCGCCAUAGAUGUUAACCAGGACAACUAGAUUAGUGAGCUUAGUCUUCAACCGGACAGAUGUUUAAUGAGGUGACGACCGCGCACGUAGAGCCGUGGUCCGUGCUGUUCACUGUGCUAGCAGUUCAUCACCCAGGUGUAUUUGUUUGCCAACUCUGUGAACACUCCCAAAACCCUGCGUGUCUUCAAAUGAUGGGAGCUGAUCAAACAAGUCUGAGUGGCCUCAAUGUGAAGGACGCAGCACAUGGUGAGCUCAGCCUUGAGGUGCAGCGAAUAUCUUUAUUUUGAUUUUUACAAGAGGGGGGUAGAUGUUCUAAUGGAAAAGUUAACUAUUAUCAUGAAUGUGGGACUUUUUGGGGUGAAAAGAGGAAGUGGGCAUGUCAUUCUUAAUUUUGGAAUUGCAGAAUUGGAACAUAUUUCGAAACUGUAUUGCAAUUUGAAAACCACAUUCAUCACUUUUACCGUGCAUUUUAGAGACAUAAAUUGCAAUGAAUGCAUUACAUAUGUCAUUAUAUUUGAGGGAACAUUUUAACUUUGUUUUAAGUCCUGGAACUUUCAAAUUCCAAUAUUUAUGGCACUAGUUUGAAUCUGAGGGUGAAGAAUUUAUUCCAGCUGUAGAAGGAUGUUAUUUUUACAUUUGUUCAUUAGUUUCGAAAAGCCUAAUGCAACAAUGUUUUGAAAUGAAUUGACGUAAUUUACACGCUAGAAUACCUGCAUUUUCCUUUUGGGAAGACCGACCCAUCGUCUAGCUGAGAACCUAAUGCCCAGGUCUAAGGUGUCAGACUUCUUCGCUUGGGGCCAUUCAGAAUCUCCCACUCCUUCACUCCUCCCCCAAUGAAGGGACCACAUCUGAAGAUUGGUUUUGUGCCCUCCGUCUUCGCCUUGUCAAUGUUUACAUAUCCAGUUGCCUCUGCCAUCAGCAGACUGUCGGGCAACAAAGACGUUUUUUUUUGUUGGGAACCGGCUCGACCCUCGGACGCUACCGGCUGGCCCGCGUAUGUUUUUGUGUCUGCACAAUGCCUCGAUGCUCGUCUUGAUCCUGACUCCAGAUGUUAGAAUGUGGACAAACUAGUGCCUUCUAGAGUUGCAGAUGAGGAAGGUGUGAGUACAUCUGCAGAGUGGACUUGCCAUAUGAAGUUGUCUCCAGCUCCGCCACCUUUCCUCUGCCUCCCUGCCUGAAGCGUAGCCAUAGCAACGCACCCGUCUGUGUCCUGAGGUGGUGUGAAAGCACCAACACCCCAGUCUCUAAACACACACACACCAGAGCAGCCCCUCUAUCCAUGUGUGAGACUUUCUAUUUAUUUAUGUGUUUCUCUUUGUUUAAAGUGAAUUUUAAAUGUCUCCUUAUUCUGUCACACGAGCAGCAAGUUCUUGUUCUUGUCAACUCCACUCCGAUUUCCCUCUGUCUACUGUGCAAGGUUUCCAGUCACAUGUAUCUUAACACAAAAUAAAUGCAAACAAGAUUCAACCUGCU
Molecule: messenger RNA, 6293 nt
Organism: Synchiropus splendidus (mandarinfish)
Lineage: Eukaryota; Metazoa; Chordata; Actinopteri; Syngnathiformes; Callionymidae
Gene: osbpl8
Product: oxysterol binding protein-like 8
Exons: 22
Coding region: 1392-4046 (884 amino acids)
Cellular component (GO): cytosol; intracellular membrane-bounded organelle; membrane
Molecular function (GO): cholesterol binding
Source: RefSeq, a predicted model, not a curated record